ACGGCCGCCGUUCGUGGCUGUGGGCGUGGCCCCGAGCUGCCCUCUGGCUCCUCACCAUGGGCAGCAAGAUGGCGGCCGCUACCAGGGCGGUGCAGGUAGUCAAGCCACAUACUCCAUUAAUAAAGUUCCCAGACAGAAAAAGUGGUCCCAGACCUAAAAUACAGGAAUCUCUACAAGCAAGUAUGCCAUCUCUCCUUGCUUCAAAAGCACAGGAAUCUGUAGGAGGCAUAUCACCGACCUUUCAAAAUAUUUCACCUGUUAGUAGAGUACAAGGCACACCAGACACUUCUGAAUUAACAAGAACUUUACCUCAGAAAUACAGAAGGAAACAAAUGUCAGAUGAAGAGAUUGAAUAUAUUCAACGUGGAGGUCCAGAAUAAAUGUAGAAGAUAGUUUCUUGGCCACUGUUGAAGAAUGAGGUAUUAUAUUCACAAUAAAGGCGUUAAAUUAAAA
Molecule: messenger RNA, 453 nt
Organism: Passer domesticus (house sparrow)
Lineage: Eukaryota; Metazoa; Chordata; Aves; Passeriformes; Passeridae
Gene: KGD4
Product: alpha-ketoglutarate dehydrogenase subunit 4
Exons: 4
Coding region: 57-380 (107 amino acids)
Biological process (GO): 2-oxoglutarate metabolic process
Molecular function (GO): oxoglutarate dehydrogenase (succinyl-transferring) activity
Source: RefSeq, a predicted model, not a curated record